This is a messenger RNA of Paecilomyces variotii, 1452 nucleotides long. RefSeq names its product peptidase C65 Otubain-domain-containing protein. Gene Ontology annotation, molecular function: ubiquitin binding; cysteine-type deubiquitinase activity. NCBI's taxonomy places the organism in Eukaryota, Fungi, Ascomycota, Eurotiomycetes, Eurotiales, Thermoascaceae. The record is from RefSeq and is a predicted model, not a curated record. Gene Ontology annotation, biological process: protein K48-linked deubiquitination. Bases 1 to 1452 code for a protein of 483 amino acids. Gene Ontology annotation, cellular component: nucleus. The transcript is spliced from 7 exons.
AUGUCAUUAUCAGAUAUCUCGUGGAGCAACUUUGGACCGUACAGUCACCCAUCUCACGGUGAUCCUCUCUCCCCGCACUCUGUUCCUCAAAGCUACUAUUCCGACGCCGCCCCACUCGCCCUGCAACUUUCUCAAUUCACCACUCUUCUCUCGCGGGGGAACCUCAAUCCCGCCAUCAUGGAGCUCUCGCCAGAGGAGAUGGAGCGUUUUCAGAAGCUCUCAAAUGAAUAUGAACCGGACAUACAGGGACCUCUUGUCUCGCAGAAACAGCAAAGCCAGAAUAUCACCCUCGAAUAUGCUAACGCUGAUCCUACCCUUGCUACGAAAACCAGAGCCCUUGCCAUCACACAUCCUUACUCCCGGACUAUGAAAGGGGACGGCAACUGUGGUUGGAGAGCUGUCGCAUUUGGCUAUUUCGAAAAUCUCUUUGCCCUUCGCGACACGGUGCGUGUCGAGCAGGAACUGUUGCGGAUCAAGAGCCUAAGCCGGCUGCUUGAUCAAGUGGGACAAUCGGAACACCUCUACGAGAUAUUUGUUGAUGCUACGGAGUCUCUUCUGACGAACUUGAUAAGCGAGAUCCAUAAAGGCAUUCAGAGUAAUUCCUUUGACGAAUCUUUCCUGUUAGAGGCAUUUAACAAUGAGUAUGAGUCGAGCGCCAUAAUCACCCAUUUCAGGUUGCUGACUAGCGCAUGGAUGAAAUUAAAUCCCCACCGAUAUCAAGCAUUCCUCUCCAUGCCUCUCGACUCGUACUGUGCUACCAGGGUCGAAACUGUCAAGACGGAGAUUGAUGAAGUCGGUCUCCAGGCACUCGUGGACGGAGUCAUCGAAGGCUCGGGAUUCGCAGUCGAGAUUUUGUAUCUUGAUCGAAGCGAAGGAGAUGCGGUCACGCCCCAUGUCCUAACUCCGAACAGACCUAGUCCUGCCACAAUCAGGCUCCUAUACCGACCGGGCCACUACGAUCUCAUCUACCGAGCCGAACCGACGGUCAACAUGGCUCCUAUAGUCAACUUUCAAUAUGGGAUGACGACCAAUUAUUCUCCGUGGGACCAAGGGGCCCUGUCCUUCGACGUCAACCCUCAUCUGAUGGCAGUGCCGAAUCUGAUGAUGGAUCCUUCCUUCGCCUUUGGAGCGAACACGAUGCCGCCAGCACCUCCAAGUCCAUAUGUCGUAUCUCCACCGAACAAUUUCUAUCCUCCACCUGUCUCCGCCCAACCACCGCCUCCACCUCUGCCACCUCCUGUGAUGCCAUCCUCUCCGCCACCCGGUCUGCCCGUGGUGAGCCGAUCAUCUGAUGGACCGCAGAUAAGACUGAACCCGCUUGUGAUGAAGCCCAACUUGAGCCAUUCGCUUCCUGUGACGACCCCGUUCAAGAAUUCACCGUACAAUCAAGCUCACUUCCAGAACUCGGACUUCGAACCGAUACACUGGGAGCCAAGUGAACACCGUAAAUGA